GUUUAUCUUCUCCAUGUCGACGUGUUUGGGUAGCAGCACGUUUACAAAAGCACUUUCGUAAAAUGUUUUGUAAACGUUCAUGAGACCUCAAUCUAAAAUCACAACAUACGAUAAAACCAACUACAUAUUGUGAGCAGCCCCAGCAUGGCAAUCUCUAUAGCCAUUUUGGACUGUGAUCUCCUCUUACAUGGUCGAGGUCAUAAGACUCUGGACCGCUUUGAGCUGGACUCAGUCUCAGACACUAUUCUCCUCACGCAGUUUGGCUUUCCUAGACAAUUUAUUCUAUACCUGGUGGAAUUACUCAGAGAGGCUCUUUGUAGAAGAACUCAGCGGUCCAGAGCAAUCAGUCCUGAGGUCCAGGUGUUGGCUGCUUUGGGCUUCUACACAUCUGGCUCCUUUCAGACGUCAAUGGGAGAUACUAUAGGGAUCAGCCAGGCUUCUAUGUCAAGAUGUGUGUCCAACGUGACCAGAGCACUGGUGGAGAAAGCUCCUCAAUUCAUCACAUUCAAAAGUGAUGCCUCCAGCAGAGAGCAGUCAUUCCAGGAAUUCCAGAGAGUUGCAGGAUUCCCAGGCGUUCUGGGGGUGCUGGACUAUGUUCAGGUUGCCAUCAAAGCUCCUAACAGUGAGGACUCAUCAUACGUGAACAAGAAGGGGUUUCACUCUGUAGGCUGCCAGUUGGUUUGUGAUUCCAGAGGAUUGUUACUGAGUGCAGAAACCCACUGGCCAGGUGGACUCAAAGACACAGACGUUCUAGAAACCUCUGCUCUUUACAAACAGAUGCAGGGCACGGAGGAAGGAUGGCUGCUGGGUGACCGACGUUACCCUCUGAGGAAGUGGUUAAUGACACCAGUUGACCACCCAGAAUCUCCUGCAGAGUUUCAAUAUAAUCUGGCUCAUACUGCUACACAUGAGAUAGUGGACAGAACGUUCCGAGCAAUCCAGACCAGAUUUAAAUGUUUAGAUGGAACUAAAGGAUAUUUGCAGUAUUCUCCAGAGAGAAGUUCAUCCAUCCUGCUGGCCUGCUGUGUCCUGCACAACGCCUCCCUGCAGUCUGGAUUAGAUGCCUGGACUCUAGAGAGGACUGAUCCUCUGGAGCAGCCUGAGAGCCUGGAGCAGAGACCCGAGGACCGUGACAGCCAGGCGGAGGACCUUCGAAAACAGCUCAUACUCAAACACUUCAGCUAGUCUUGGCUGAUCCCAAGACUUCAAACUAGAUCACAACUAAAUUAAGAUUCAGACUGUACUUUCGUUUACUUAAUAAAUUACUUUGGACUUA
Betta splendens (Siamese fighting fish) is the source of this 1276-nucleotide messenger RNA. RefSeq names its product harbinger transposase derived 1 (gene harbi1). Lineage: Eukaryota; Metazoa; Chordata; Actinopteri; Anabantiformes; Osphronemidae. Bases 145 to 1185 code for a protein of 346 amino acids. The transcript is spliced from 7 exons. The record is from RefSeq and is a predicted model, not a curated record.